Molecule: messenger RNA, 745 nt
Organism: Tarenaya hassleriana
Lineage: Eukaryota; Viridiplantae; Streptophyta; Magnoliopsida; Brassicales; Cleomaceae
Product: translationally-controlled tumor protein homolog
Exons: 5
Coding region: 111-617 (168 amino acids)
Cellular component (GO): cytoplasm
Molecular function (GO): calcium ion binding
Source: RefSeq, a predicted model, not a curated record
GUGCACCACUAUAAAUACCUAGUUUCACUCGUCGUCUCUCCCCCUCUCGUCGCUGCGUCUCUCUCCCGCAACAUCAGUGUCCGUUACAGAGAGGGAACGAGAGAGCGACCAUGUUGGUUUACCAGGAUCUCCUCUCCGGUGAUGAGCUUCUUUCUGAUUCCUUCCCUUACAAGGAGCUUGAGAAUGGAGUUCUUUGGGAGGUUGAGGGAAAGUGGGUUGUCCAAGGAGCCGUAGAAGUAAACAUCGGUGCCAAUCCUUCUGCUGAGGGUGGUGGUGAAGAUGAGGGUGUAGAUGACCAAGCCGUUAAGGUCGUUGACAUCGUCGACACUUUCAGGCUUCAGGAGCAACCUCCUUUUGACAAGAAGCAGUUUGUUGCUUACAUAAAGAAAUACAUCAAGACCUUGACGGCCCAGCUGGACGAAGAGAAACAAGAAGUGUUCAAGAAGAACAUCGAGAGCGCUACCAAGUUUCUGCUCUCCAAGAUCAAAGACCUUCAGUUCUUUGUGGGGGAGAGCAUGAAAGACGAGGGCUCGUUGGUCUUUGCAUACUACAAGGAAGGUGCAACCAAUCCGACAUUUUUGUACUUCGCCCACGGUUUGAAGGAGAUCAAGUGCUGAGACAGAACACAACAGAAGCUCUCCAUCCGCGUAUCAUCUGCAGUUCCAAAGUUAUGUUUUUUGUUGUUUCACUUAAUUAUCAUUUCUGCUUCUGUUUGGCUUUUUUGGAAUUCCUUUGACUUUAAAAA